Molecule: messenger RNA, 8068 nt
Organism: Astyanax mexicanus (Mexican tetra)
Lineage: Eukaryota; Metazoa; Chordata; Actinopteri; Characiformes; Acestrorhamphidae
Gene: dop1a
Product: DOP1 leucine zipper like protein A
Exons: 38
Coding region: 136-7494 (2452 amino acids)
Biological process (GO): Golgi to endosome transport
Cellular component (GO): trans-Golgi network; endosome
Source: RefSeq, a predicted model, not a curated record
GGAAGUGGUUGACGCUGUGCUUCAGCUGUCAGCGACUUCUAUAAACACGGAGCUGCCGAGAAUGUCAGCGCUAAAUGCGGUGUGAUGUGCUUGUGUUGUAUAGGAACUGGCUGUUAGUGCCGCUGGACGGGGAGGAUGAACGCGGAGGAGCUGGAGCUGCUCGGUGACUCUAAGUACAGGAACUAUGUGGCGGCUGUAGAUAAAGCACUGAAGAACUUUGAGUAUUCCAGCGAAUGGGCUGAUCUCAUCUCAGCACUUGGCAAGCUCAACAAGGUGCUGCAAAACAAUGCCAAGUACCAGGUUGUGCCCAAGAAGCUCACCAUUGGCAAGCGUCUGGCUCAGUGCCUUCACCCAGCACUACCAAGCGGGGUCCACCGCAAGGCCUUGGAGACCUAUGAGAUCAUAUUCAAGAUCAUCGGCCCCAAGCGGCUGGCUAAGGACUUGUUUCUUUACAGCUCUGGGCUCUUCCCUCUGCUGUCCAAUGCUGCCAUGUCCGUGAAGCCUGUCCUGUUGGGCCUGUAUGAGACCUACUACCUGCCCCUGGGAAAAACUUUAAAGCCAGGCCUGCAGGGUCUCCUGACAGGAGUCCUUCCUGGUCUGGAGGAGGGUUCAGAGUACUAUGACAGGACAAACACCCUGCUGGAGAAGGUGGCAGCAGCCGUGGAGCAGCCAGCGUUCUACAGCGCCCUCUGGGGCAGCAUCUUGACCAGUCCCGCCGUGAGGCUGCCGGGGGUCAGCUUUGUCCUGCUGCACCUUAACCGCAAACUUUCAAUGGAAGACCAGCUCUACGUGAUGGGCAGCGACAUUGAGCUAAUGGUGGAGGCGGUCAGCACGUCUGUGCAGGACUCCAGUGUGCUGGUUCAGCGAAGCACACUCGACCUCAUCCUAUUCUGCUUCCCUUUCCAUAUGAGUCAGGCCACUCGUCCGGAUAUGAUCCGAAUCCUGUCCGCUGCGCUGCACGUGGUUCUGAGGAGAGACAUGUCCUUAAACCGCAGGCUUUAUGCCUGGCUUCUGGGUUUUGACAACAACGGUGCGAAAAUAGGCCCUCGCAACACCCGUCUCAGCAACCCAGAGGAACACGCCACCCACUACUUCAACACCUACUCUAAAGACAUACUGGUGCAGGCCAUGGUCGGGAUUCUGCAAGGUAAAGCCCGAGGUGGGGAGGAGGAAAGUGCCCUCAUGCACGACCUAAAGCCCUUCCGCAUCCUCAUCAGCCUGCUGGAUAAACCCGAGCUUGGUCCUGCGAUUCUGGAGGACGUCCUGAUAGAAGUGUUCCGGACGCUGCACACACAGUGCCGGGCCGAACUGGACCUGCAGAACCAGAACCCAUUCAGCAAAGACCAGACUCAGCUCAGCAGCAAACUCAGAGAGAACAAGAAAACAGCGGAGCUCAUUAAAACAGCCAACCUCUUAUUCAACUCGUUUGAGCCGUACUACAUGUGGGAUUAUAUCGCACGCUGCUUUGAGGAGGGAUGCAGGCGGACUCAGAGCGGUUCUGACCCGUCAUCACUCUCUCUGGUUGAGUUCUGUCAGCUGGUUGACUUUCUGUUGGACAUCGUCUCUCUGCCCACUAGAAGCAUGAGAGUGAUCUGCCAGGAGACGUAUAUAGAGAUACAGACCGAGCACCUGCCCCAGCUCUUGUUGCGGAUGGUCUCUGCUCUGACUGGCCACCUGAGGGCGCUGUGUCUGGGAGAGCUCACACACUGCCUGCGCCUCUGCUCCAAGAUCCUCAGCAAAGUUCAGCCUCCGCUGGUCUCCCCCCUUACUCUGCCCUCCACCGGGACCAUGGCAGCAGCCCGGGACCCUGAGGGCCGGCGGGCUCUCCCUGCACCGCUGGAGGCUUCGGUCAGUGAGGAGGUGUUUGAGGACCGGGAGAAUCCCCCCAGCAGUCGUUCUUCAGAGAGCGGCUUCUCUGACUUUGUUCAGUACCAGGCUGAGAACGGACAACAUGCCGACACCGCUCCACCUCCAGAGGGCGAUGACCCCAGACCGGUCCGACCCAAACCCAAAGGAUCCGCUCCUGCCCCCCACAGUAAACCGCAGGACACGCCGGUGAUGCAGCGCUGCUUGGAGCACUUCCAGCAGUUCCUGUGCAGCCUGUUGAAACUGUACAUCGUCCCUGGCGAUGGUGGAGGCUUACGGAUGGACACGCUGAGAGUGGCGGGGCCGGAGGAGAGGGAGUGUUCGUCUGAGCAGAAGGAGUACGCGGCUGCAUUCACUGCAGCCUGUCAGCUCUUUCUAGAGUGCUCCAGUUUCCCUGUGUACGUCGCAGAGGGCAACAUGAAGUCCUCAUCCACCAGAGAAGAGCAAGCGGAUGGGGAGAGCAUACUUCCACCAGCGUGGCUGCAGACUCUGAUGGAUGCCUGCUGCUCUGCGACGGACUUCAGUAUCCAGGCCGUAGCCAUUUCCCUGGUGAUGGACCUGGUGGGCCUCACACAGUCCGUUGCAAUGGUGACCGCUGAGCGUGUGGCCAGUCCUGACUCUGGCCAGCCAAUGAGUCCCAGCCAGGGGCGAGUUGCCGUAGUGAUCAGACCGCCACUUACUCAGGGCAUUCUGAAGUACAUUGCUGAGAAAACAAAUUUCUUUAAGAGCGUGGCACUGAUUCUUUGGGAACAGUUGGGGGAGUCGACCCCACAGCAUCAUCAGCGCAGUGUUGAGCUUUUCUACCAACUCCACAAUCUGGUUCCCUCAUCCAGCAUCUGUGAGGACGUCAUCAGCCAGCAGCUCAUGCACCGGGACAAGAGGAUUCGUUUGGAGGCCCACGUGAAGUUCUCUGUUUUGUGGCAUCUAACCAGAGACCUAAACAUCACAAAAUCAUCCCCGUUCAGCCGCACUUUUGACAGGUCCCUCUUUAUUAUGUUGGACAGUUUGAGUUACUGGGACGGUUCGGCGAGUGCCGUGGGCCGGGCCUGGCUCAAUCAGGUUUUGCAGAGGCAUGAUAUUGCCAGAGUUUUGGAACCACUCCUAUUGUUGCUGCUACACCCUAAAACCCACCGUGUGUCUAUCCAACGUGUGCAAGCCCAGCGCCACUGGGCCUGGGCUUUCCCCAACCCAUCAGAAGCCGAGACAGAGCCUCCUGUGCCUGCAUGUAUGGGAGAUGCCACGUGUUCUGAAACCUACUGUCGACUGUCUGGAGACACCCUUAGGGUGGUGCAGACUAGAGGCCUUCCCCUAGAUGAUAUGGAGCCUUUCAGCCUUACGGUCAACCCUCUGAGCGACAGUCUUUCACUGUUGAGCCUUAGCAGUGAGAACCUACAGCUCUGUGGAGAAUAUCAACCUCCGGACCAGCAGGGGGAGCACCAGAGCUCUGAUUCCAGUGGCUCUCAGUCUUCCACCAUAGACAACGGCAGCUUUGAUGAGGUAGAGGGCAGCUGUACCACAGUGGAUCAAACUGGUUCUCUGGAAGAGGAGUCUCUAGACAGGUCAGUUACUGAGGUUGUUGCAGAGCUGGUGGACAGAGUAGUGCAGAUGGUGGGGGAAAGGUCCGUGGGAACGCCUUCACCUCCAGAGACAUGGGCUCAGACGGAUUCAGACAGCUCUAACUCCUCCUCGGACGCGUCUGCUGAGCCACAGGUUAAUCCAGGGUUCUUCCCAGGUGGCCAGCCUUUAACGUUACCUGAACUUGUAGCCGGAGGUACGCUAGAAUUCUUGUCCGUGGCAUCCACGGACAUGGUGGACGAUGAGCCUCGUGAAGGGAUGACUCGGCACAGCUCGUCACCAUCGAUCAUUACUCUUCCGGACAGCAGUGGACGUGGCACGCCAGAGCACAGCCUGCGUCCGGAUGACCCCCAGGCUCGGAAACGCAGCCACAGCAGCACCCAGCUGAGCCUCAAGGGAAAAAUAAUGGAGAAGCUGGCUGACAAAUCGCCCGGUGCCAAGCCUAAAGUCAAGAAGGCCAAGAGAAAAGAGGAGGAGAGGCGGAAGGCCAUUCAGGCUGAGAAGAGCCGACCUCCUAGCAUCUUCUUUGGGGACAGCCUGGACCUGGAGAACUGGUACAGCUGUGGGGAAGGUGAGGUAUCCGAGAUCGAGAGUGAUGUAGGAUCACCGAGCGGUGGAGCUUCAGGAGUUCCCAAUGCGUCACGUUCUUGCACAUCGCCGUCCCGCUUCAAUGUCCACCCACUUUACCAGCACGUCUUGCUCUACCUUCAGCUCUAUGACUCGUCUCGUACCCUGCACGCCCUUUCGGCCAUAGCAGCCAUGCUGCGAACAGCUCCAGCUAGCUUUGUAAGCGCCAUUAGCACUACUAGCAUCAACAACACCUACACCCCACAGCUUUCUCUGUUGCAGAACCUUCUGGCGCGCCAUCGCGUCUCUGUCAUGGGCAAAGACUUCUACUGCCUGAUCCCACAAGAUUCCCACUCGCACUCCUUCCGCAGUGCCAUGUACCUGGAAAUUGUCAUCUCCCUCUGCCUUUACUUCCUACGUAGCUAUUACUCCGCCCAUGUUGCGGCCACAACGCAGGAUUUAGCGGGGAACCGCUCCAUGCAGCUGACCAGCGUGGAGGUGCUGACACUUCUCUUCUGCGAGUUGGCCAAAGUAACUGGCGCCUCGGCCAAAGGAUUCGCAAGUUUCAUCAGUGACGUCCUAUCCAAGUGCAAGGUCCAGAAGGUGACUCUGCACUGCCUGCUCUCCUCCAUCUUCAGCGCACAAAAGUGGCACGAUCAGCGGGUGCGAGGCUCCAACGUGGCUGCUGUGGAGGAAGGUAUGACUGAGGAAAGCAUCAUUAACCUGUCCGAGGACCAGCUUGACGGGUGCAGCGCUGUGCAGUCACAGCUUCUGCGGCUGCUGCAAAGCCUGGUGGUGCUGGAGCACCAUGUGAUGGUGCCAGGCGAGGAGGGUGGGGAAGCAGGACUUCAGGGGGCAGGGGCUGCCGGGGGUGGAGCCAGUGGAGGCGGUGCCAGUGGAGGUGGUUUUGAACUUCUGGGUGGGGAAGUGGAGCAUGUGAACCCUCAGCAGCCGAUGGCAUCGCUACAGUACCUGCCAGGCCAGCCAAUCACAGCGCAGGGAAUGUUCCUGUGUGCCGUGAUCCGGGCACUGCACCAGCACCAUGCCUGCAAGAUGCAUCCGCAGUGGAUCAGUCUCAUCACAGCCACACUGCCCUACAUGGGGCGGGUGCUGCGGCGUGUGGUGGCGUCGGUCACCUUGCAGCUGUGCAGGAACUUGGACAACCUCAUCCAGCAGUACCGCUAUGAGACGGGACUUACUGAUGCCAGGCCCCAGUGGAUGGCGUUGUGUAUCCCCCCUGACCUCAUUCUCACUGUACUGGAGGGAGUCACGGCCAUCAUCCACUACUGUCUGCUGGACCCAUCAUCACAGUACCACCAGCUCCAAGUGAGUGUGGAUCAGAAGCACUUGGCUGAGGCUCGUGCAGGUAUUCUCUCCAUCCUGCACACCAUCAUGUCCUCGGUCACUCUGCUGUGGAGUGUGCUGUACCUGGCGGACAGCUCUGACCGGCCUGCUGGUGCUGCUGCUGCCUGCUCCAGCUCCAACAUCAACCUGGGCUCCACCAAGAAUCUUCGGCAGCAGAUCCUGGAACUCCUCGGACCGAUUUCUAUGAACCACGGGACGCACUUCAUGGCCGCCAUUGCUUACGUCUGGAAUGAAAGGAAACAGGUCAAAGCACCUGCCAGGAAUAAGGUGAUCCCCACAGCCAGUGAGGAGCAGCUCCUGCUGGUGGAUUUGGUGCGGUCAGUGAACGCCAUGCGCACUGAGACUGUAAUGCAGACUGUGAAGGAGGUUCUAAAGCAGCCGCCGGCCAUCGCAAAAGAGAAGAAGCACCUCUCUCUAGAAGUUUGUAUGCUUCAGUUCUUCUAUGCCUACGUUCAGAGGAUUCCAGUGUCCAGCCUGGUGGACAGUUGGCCUUCGCUGCUCGCUCUGCUGAAGGAUUCCGUUCAGCUCGGCCUUCCAGCACCAGGACAGUUCCUCAUUCUAGGUGUUCUAAACGAAUUCAUCCUGAAGAAUCCUACUCUGGAGAGCAAGAAAGACCAGCGGGAGCUACAGGAUGUGACCCAUAAGAUAGUGGAGGCCAUCGGGACCAUAGCGGGGUCUUCUCUGGAGCAGACCACCUGGCUGAGGAGAAACCUGGAGGUGAAGCCUUCGCCACAGAUAGUGGUGGACGGGACCACUUUAGAGGCAGAUGUGGAAGAUCUGAUGCUCACAGUGAUGGAGGCAUCCAGUUUCACUCCUUCAGUCUACAGUGUUCAUGCCCUCACACUGCUAGCAGAGGUGUUGGCUCACCUGCUGGACAUGGUGUUCUACAGUGAUGAAAAAGAGAGGGUGAUUCCCCUGCUGGUCAACAUCAUGCACUACGUGGUUCCUUACCUCCGCAACCACAGUGCCCACAAUGCUCCCAGUUACCGUGCAUGUAUCCAGCUCCUGAGCAGCCUGAGUGGUUAUCAGUACACUCGCAGGGCCUGGAAGAAGGAAGCUUUCGACCUGUUCAUGGACCACACCUUCUUUCAGAUGGAUUCUUCCUGCGUUAGCCACUGGAGAGCCAUCAUUGACCACCUGAUGACCCACGAUAAGACCACGUUUAGAGAUUUAAUGACGCGAGUAGCAGUAGCACAGAGCAGCUCUUUGAAUCUGUUCACGAAUCGAGAUGCUGAGCUGGAGCAGAGAGCAAUGCUGCUAAAACGCCUUGCCUUCACCAUAUACAGCAGCGAGGUGGACCAGUACCAGAAAUAUCUACCAGACAUCCAAGAGCGGUUGGUGGAGAGUCUGCGCCUCCCUCAGGUUCCGAUCCUGCAUGCGCAGGUGUUUCUAUUCUUCAGGGUGCUGCUACUGCGCAUGUCCCCCCAACACCUCACUUCACUGUGGCCCACCAUGAUCACUGAGCUGGUUCAGGUGUUUUUACUAAUGGAGCAGGAGCUCACAGCAGAUGAGGACAUCACCAGGACCUCAGGACCCUCUAUUGCAGGGCUGGAGACAACAUACUCCGGAGGAAAUGGUUUCUCUACCUCCUACAACAGCCAGCGCUGGCUUAACCUCUACCUGUCUGCCUGCAAGCUGCUGGAUCUGGCCUUAGCCUUGCCUUCUGAGAGCCUGCCACAGUUUCAGAUGUAUCGCUGGGCCUUCAUCCCAGAAGCCUCAGAUGACUCUGGUCUGGAGGUGCGGCGACAGGGAACGCACCAGAGGGAGUUUAAACCUUACGUGGUGAGGCUGGCCAAGCUGCUGAGGAAAAGAGCAAAGAAAAACCCAGAGGAGGACUGCUCUGGCCGCUCUUUAGCAUGGGAACCAGGCCGGCUGACCCUGACUCUGUACGGCAUCCGCAGCAUGGAGCAGCUCCUCCCCUUCUUCAACCUCCUCAGCCAGGUGUUCAGCAGCAAAGCCAGCAGCCGCAUGGGAUCCUGCCCCUUCCUCUCCCCCUCCGACACGCCGCACGCAGCCAAAACCAGCAAACCCGAGAGCCAGAAGGUGUUCUGGAGCCGUGCCCGGCAGGACAUCGAGGAGAUGGUGGAGAAAGACUUUCUGGAGGGGCUCAUAAAAACGUGACCUGGCAGAGAAACGAAGAUAAGAAGAGAACAUGAAAACAUAGAAACUGACCUGUGGAAAAAAAAUAAACACUAACACCUCACCUUUUAAAUAAAUAAAUAAAAAAAGAAAAGAGACGAGGGAUCAAAUAAUAUAAACGAAAAAAACAGAAGUUUGUACAUGGUUUUGUUUUUGUAUUUAUAAUUACUGUAUUUUUUUUUUUCAAAGGCUAUUUAAUUUAAAAGACUUUUAUUUGUAUUUAGAGGGCGGCUGUGAUGGAGCUCCACCCUCUGGAUGAUGUGAAGUUUCUUUAUCAUUCCAUGUUGUGCUGAUUAGCAUAAGAGACAUAUCAUUAAAGAUGAAAAAAGCAUACGCGUAUUUCUGAGAGCCCUUGUGGCGAGCUUGUAGCACACCUCAGGAUCUAUCCCGAUUAACUGACCGGAUUUGCACUGAUGUUUCAUUCCUCUAGUUCUGUACUGAUCAUGUCUUAAAUUGUGAAAAUCAUUUGGAGGCCAUGAGAAGAGACGUUGCGAUGCAGAACUGUCACUAAGAAUCUACUGACCUGUUGAAAUAAAACCAAGCUUUGAUUAACUGA